AUGCCACCUAAGUUCAAGAAACAGAUAGCAAUCCCAGUUACCAUCUCACUGUCCCUUGCUGGUGUCUUUGCCCAGCAGGUCUUAGUUGAAGAGUGGCUUAGUGGAGAUUGUAAUGGACGACCUUUCAUCACUGCCAACGUCUACGGAGGUGCCGAUGGAACCUCAUGUGUCAACGUCGAGCAAUUCCCAGCAACCAACAUCAGAGUUAGUCUUGUAAAGCCUUGCAAUGAGGGAAAAAUCCCCGUCAUCAAGGUUUCCAGCGUUGAAUGCGCGCUGUUUGAAACUGAAAUAGUUCUGAGUGCAGAUGGGUCCUGCAAUUCUGUAGACUUUACACCUUGGGCUUAUGAGAUCUCGUGUAACUAG
Messenger RNA from Fusarium fujikuroi IMI 58289, 363 nucleotides. RefSeq lists its product as uncharacterized. The transcript has a single exon. The record is from RefSeq and is a predicted model, not a curated record. Lineage: Eukaryota; Fungi; Ascomycota; Sordariomycetes; Hypocreales; Nectriaceae. The coding region runs from base 1 to 363 and encodes 120 amino acids.